Molecule: messenger RNA, 1662 nt
Organism: Homalodisca vitripennis (glassy-winged sharpshooter)
Lineage: Eukaryota; Metazoa; Arthropoda; Insecta; Hemiptera; Cicadellidae
Product: phenoloxidase-activating factor 3-like
Exons: 7
Coding region: 66-1406 (446 amino acids)
Biological process (GO): proteolysis
Molecular function (GO): serine-type endopeptidase activity
Source: RefSeq, a predicted model, not a curated record
UUCAAAUAUACCGGCCCCGGCACUCCAGUUUGGGCAAGCAAAUCGUACCACUCGUUUUGUUCAACAUGACAGUUUUACAGAUUUUUUGUACAGUGGGGUUUAUACUUCUGACCGACGCUUUCAUUCUCAAACAACAAACAACCGGUGUAAAAGAUGAAAUAUCCUUCAGUGAUGCAAGCAUUGACAGCCAAAUGCAGAUCACAAAUCCUGAAGAUGACAACAAUGAAGAUCCGCUUUUCGUGUUAAAGACCACUCUAAAGCCUCCUGAAGUUACUUUUUAUGAAAAACAUGGUCCUUUUGAUGACGAUGCAUUCGUCAUACAUCCUCCUACGUCGACAGAAAACUCAAAAGGCUUAAGCCCUCUUCGUGAUACAAAACAUCUUUAUAACAGUGCUUCUGAUCAUAUUUAUCAGGGAAAUGACGUAACUCUGUACAAUAACCCUACCGAUGAGUCUGUUACCGAUGCGCCUUCGACUACUGAUGAUGGUGAUGAUCGUGAUGAUGAGGACUACGAAUAUUGGAACUAUAAUGGGACAGAUCUGACGAAGCACUGGAACUGGCCGCUGGUGUAUCACGACGAGAACUGUGGCCGCAGCAAACGUCUGGCAAGCAAGUCUAUUGGUGGCCGCAACGCCGACAUUGGAAAAUACCCGUGGAUGGCACGUCUUAUCCACAGAUCUUACAGAAAGGAUUUUGAAGUGGGAGGUUGUGGAGGAUCUCUUAUCAAUAAUCGAUACGUCAUCACAGCGGCCCACUGUUGCUUUAAGGACAAGGACGUAACACUGGCAUUCGUUAGGUUGGGAGAAUACGAUAUUCACCAUACCAAGGACUGCUUCAGAGGAAACUGUGCCCCUCAGCCCUUGGACGUUGAAGUGGAACAUAUUCAAAGACAUCCUCUUUACCAAAAUAAGAACACAUUUGACCAAGAUAUUUGCCUAAUUAGACUUUUUGAAGAUGUGGAAUUUACUGAUUAUAUACAACCAAUCUGUCUACCUUCUGCGAUCGAAACUGAUGAGAAACACUUACACAACAUGACGAUGACUGUCGCAGGAUGGGGAAGCAUUGAGAAUAACCCAAAAAAGAAACUUCCGCAUGUACUCCAGGAGGUCGACGUUGUCGGCAGGCCUACAGAGGUGUGUAGCUCGAUACUAGAUUUGGAGAUGGACUGGGAGAAUCAAAUCUGUGCUGCAGGGAAGGAACCUGCCCAAAGCCCCUGCCCUGGGGACUCAGGAGGUCCACUCAUGUACUACAACACCACAGGAGACUCAAGGAGAUAUAUGCUCAUGGGUGUCGUGUCUGCUGGCAUCUCUUGCUCCAACAGGGAUCCUGACACAAAUCCUGUCAUCUUCACCAGAGUGGCCAAUGCAAUGCCCUGGAUCUUGAGUACUAUUCACAACAUAGAUUAAAUGACUCAUCACACUCGUUUCAAAUACGGGGUUAAUAUAAAUUGCACAUAGUACUAAAGAUUUAUUUGUUCUUAAUUGCAGAAAACCGUGUUCUAAUAUUUUAAAUUGUCACUCAGAGUGAAAAUGAAACUAAUAAUUUGUCUUGUGUUACCUAAAACAUUAAUUUUAUGUAUCCACUGAAGUGCAAUCAUGAUUGUUGUUGUGGCCUAGCAUAGCUCUAACAUUGUGAAUAAAGCUUUAAAUUUGUGUUUAGAAA